Cladophialophora yegresii CBS 114405 is the source of this 771-nucleotide messenger RNA. RefSeq lists its product as uncharacterized. Bases 1 to 771 code for a protein of 256 amino acids. NCBI's taxonomy places the organism in Eukaryota, Fungi, Ascomycota, Eurotiomycetes, Chaetothyriales, Herpotrichiellaceae. The transcript has 4 exons. The record is from RefSeq and is a predicted model, not a curated record.
AUGGGCUGCCUUGAGAAGAAAGUGAUCGUCGUGACUGGUGCGGGAGCUGGAUUCGGGAGAGGUAUCGUCCAACGACUCACAGCCGAGUCCGCCACAGUCCUCGCCGUGGACAUCAACGAAGAGGCCAACGAGGAGACACGGUCCCUCUGCUCUCUGAAUCCAGGCGCCGUGGGCACCCUCAGAGCCGACAUAACCCAGCUGUCGGCGUGGCAGAACAUCCUUUCCGAAGCCCUGUCGCUAGGCAACGACCGUCUAGACGUGGUGGUCAACUGUGCGGGCGUGGUGCACCUUGCCGGCCCGAGCCAUGAGAUGGAGGAGGACGAAUUCGACAGGGUCUUCCGCGUCAAUGUGAAGCCGCUGUAUCUGAGCACGAAGGUCAUCGUGCCGUGGUGGAAGGAACAUGAAAAGAAGGGCUUGUUCAUCAAUCUAAGCAGUAUCAGUGAGCCGCGCCCGCGGCCCAAUCUGGUGUGGUAUGCGAGUAGUAAAGGGGCUGUAACAGUGGCAACAAAAGGGCUUGCGGCGGAAUAUGCGGUCGACGGAAUCAGGUAUAAUUGUAUUCGACCGGCGGUUGGGGAAACGGCAAUGCUUGGAAGAGUCCUCGGCGGACAGGACACAGAGGAGGGUCGUAAGAAGUUGCUGGGAACGAUCCCCCUUGGUCGAGUAUGUCAGCCAAGUGACGUUGCGAAUAUGGUGUGCUUCCUUGCGUCGGACGAGGCGGAAUUUAUCACUGGGGCCGCAUUUGAUGUUGAUGGAGGGCGAGGCGUGAGCUGA